Messenger RNA from Cajanus cajan (pigeon pea), 2391 nucleotides. RefSeq names its product protein DETOXIFICATION 49. The record is from RefSeq and is a predicted model, not a curated record. Gene Ontology annotation, biological process: xenobiotic detoxification by transmembrane export across the plasma membrane. Gene Ontology annotation, molecular function: xenobiotic transmembrane transporter activity; antiporter activity. NCBI's taxonomy places the organism in Eukaryota, Viridiplantae, Streptophyta, Magnoliopsida, Fabales, Fabaceae. Gene Ontology annotation, cellular component: membrane.
UCCUCAAAUACCCCUCUCUCUAUCUCUCUCUGUUUCUCUCUCUGUUUCGAGUCUAUUCAAAAACCAUUUUUUCCCCUACACACGGACACACAAACUAUGUGUCAUCCAACUCUUGACGUCACCUGCAAAUGCAGCACUUCCUCCUCUGAUUGCCCAAUUCCAAUCAAGCCCCCCCAAGAGUCUCACCACCCCAACAUGCUCACCAACCCUUUGAUCAAAAAACCACAUAACAACACCACACCACCACCAAAACCAACACCAACACCAACACAACCUCAUCAAAAUAACAUCACAACACCAACACCAACAAAAAAAGCAACAAAACCCCAUUUCCCUGAUGCCAUCAAAGAAGUGUUUUCCAUAUUCAAAAUAGCUAUCCCAAUGAUCCUCACUGGCCUCCUCCUCUAUUGCCGCUCCAUGAUCUCCAUGCUCUUCCUUGGCCACCUUGGUGAGCUUGCCUUGGCUGGUGGCUCCUUAGCUGUUGGCUUUGCCAACAUCACUGGCUACUCAAUCCUCUCUGGCCUUGCUGUUGGCAUGGAGCCAAUUUGCGGCCAAGCCUUUGGUGCUAAAAAGUUCACCCUCCUUGGCCUAUGCUUGCAAAGAACCAUUCUCUUGCUCCUCUUCACUUCCCUCCCCAUAUCACUCCUUUGGCUCUACAUGAAGCAAAUUCUCCUCUUCUGUGGCCAGGAUGAGACCAUAGCCUCACAAGCCCAAUCAUAUCUUGUUUACUCCAUUCCUGACCUCAUAGCACAGUCCUUCCUACACCCUUUGAGAAUUUACCUCAGGACACAAUCCAUUACCCUUCCUCUCACACUUUGUGCCACUUUGUCAAUUCUACUUCACAUCCCUAUAAACUACUUCCUUGUUGCUCACCUCAAGCUUGGAGUCAAAGGGGUGGCUCUUGGUGGGGUCUGGACAAACUUCAACCUUGUGGCUUCUUUGAUUCUUUAUGUUGUCUUCUCUGGGACUCAUAAGAGGACAUGGGGAGGCUUCUCCUUUGAGUGCUUCACACAGUGGAGGUCUCUUCUCAACUUGGCCAUUCCAAGCUGUGUUUCAGUGUGCUUGGAGUGGUGGUGGUAUGAGAUCAUGAUUUUGUUGUGUGGGCUGUUGGUAAACCCCAAAGCAACUGUGGCUUCAAUGGGGAUUUUGAUCCAAACCACUUCUUUGCUUUACAUUUUCCCUUCUUCAUUGAGCUUCAGUGUGUCAACAAGAGUUGGCAACAAGCUUGGGGCACAGAAGCCCUCAAAGGCAAGGCUUUCUGCCAUUGUCGGGUUGUCUUGCAGCUUCAUGUCAGGUGUCUUGGCAUUGGUUUUUGCUCUCAUAGUUAGGAAUACAUGGGCUAGCAUGUUCACAAGGGACAAGGAGAUUAUAACUUUGACAUCUAUGGUGUUGCCUAUAAUAGGUCUUUGUGAGCUUGGGAACUGUCCUCAAACAACAGGGUGUGGGGUGCUGAGAGGCACAGCAAGGCCUAAAGUUGGUGCUAACAUCAACUUGGGAUGCUUCUACCUUGUGGGAAUGCCUGUGUCCAUUUGGUUGGCCUUUUUCACUGGCUAUGAUUUCCAAGGACUCUGGCUUGGCCUACUUGCAGCUCAAGGGUGUUGUGCAGUGACCAUGUUGGUGGUUCUGUGUAGAACUGAUUGGGAAUUUGAGGCUCAAAGAGCCAAGAAACUCACAGGAAUGGGAGCAGAUUCUAUUGUUGAUGAUCACAACCAUGAGGUUGAUCCAGAGAAGCCACUCAAACAUGAAAGCAAGGAAGAUUCUUUGGCAUUACUCGCUGAUUCAGAUGAAAAUAAGUAGUCCUUGGUUUAAUUAAUCAACCGCCAUAAAGAGAAAAACAAACACUGAAGAGAGGAGGAUAAAAUAUUUCACAAAUUUGUCUUUAACUGUAUAGGGCAGUAGGGUAGAGACAGAGGAUAACAUUUUUAUUUUAUGAUUUUUAGAUAUCACUUGAUGAAGUUCCUUGCUUUCAGUGUUAUUUUCCGAUUAAAAUUAGAGUUUCACUUCAGUAAUCCACUAAAUAAAAGGUUUACAUUUAAGAUUAGAACAAUGACCAGAGUGAAACUCCAAUUCUAAUUGAAAAAUAACACUGAAAAUGUGUAACGAACUGCGUCUAAGUUUUGUCCUUAAGAAAAUUCACCAGCAGCAUAUGCUUCUCCUCUAUGGACUUCUGCUAUUUCCAGUAAAAUUCAAUUACAUUUUGCAGGGCAUUGAAUGUCAUGGGAAGUAGGAAAAUGUGGUGUCCGGGAGGAGUAACCAUUAUUUCUGUAACGUACUUUUUUUGUUCAGCUUUACACAGAAGAAGAGAAGAGACCCUCAUUUCAUGAUUUAUGCCUCUUACUGACUUGUCUGUUCCUCUAUUUUCUACCUCAAUACAUUCACCUUUUGUCCUCA